Molecule: messenger RNA, 3498 nt
Organism: Homarus americanus (American lobster)
Lineage: Eukaryota; Metazoa; Arthropoda; Malacostraca; Decapoda; Nephropidae
Product: PAX3- and PAX7-binding protein 1-like
Exons: 15
Coding region: 25-2574 (849 amino acids)
Biological process (GO): mRNA splicing, via spliceosome; spliceosomal complex disassembly
Cellular component (GO): U2-type post-mRNA release spliceosomal complex; nucleus
Molecular function (GO): DNA binding
Source: RefSeq, a predicted model, not a curated record
CACAGUCUGAGGCUCCCAGGCAAGAUGUUCAAGAAACGUAAAACCUCUAAUAUUAGGCAACGACGAUUAAGUGAAGAUGAUGGUGGGGGAGAAAGUGAUGCUAUGGCUGUCGCUAGUACUGAUGAUAGUAAUUCCAACUUCGCCACUACCAUCAAAAAAGAGAAAAAGAAGGCAAAAGAGAAGGUUGAGCCAAAGAAGCAAUCUAUCUUAAGUUUUGAAGACGAGCUUGAAGCUGAUGAUGGCAUCAUCUUCCAGGAAAAGAAGUCUAGUUUAAGCUACAAGCUACGGAAAGAAAUGAAAAAGGAGAGAAAGGAAAAGCGAAGAGAAGAAAAGGAGAAACAGAGACAAGCAGAAGGGAAAGAUAAAUUUCGAGAUAAAGACAAGAAUGGAGGACCAACUGUGUCGGAAUUGGAUGAGCUUGGUAUAAGAAUAGUAAAUGGUCGAGAAGCAGAGAGUAUUGGUGCCAAGCCUGGAGAUUCUGACGAUGAAUCUGGUACACCUGGGAAGCACAAAUUCAAAUCCAAAAAUAUGAGGACGGCACAAUCCUUGGACCCAUGGAAAAAGAUGCUUCAAAGUGGUCAGAUUCCUGAUGCCAAUAUGAUACAUGCUAUCCGGAAACAAAGACAACAGGCCAGAGAGCAAGGAGACGUGAUUCCGUUGGAUGAAACCGUCAGAGUUGAGGAAACAAAAGGUCGUCUUGUACGUGACGAUGAUAAUGACCGCAGUGAUGAUGAAGAUGGUGAGUCUCGAAUGGAUUUCUCUGUUAACCAGCAGGCACGAGACCGGCAACAGCGGCAAGAGGCAUUUGAUGCAGCUCAAGAGGGCGGUAGUGAUAACAGCGAUCAUGAACGGGAAUGGGAGAAACAGCAGUUAAUGAAGGCUGGAGCAAAUGCAAAGGUGGCUGCAGUUGGCGAUGGAGAAUUGAACCAAGAAGCUGGCGACCCCACUGCCAUUCAGUACACCCCACUUGAUAAUGGAGCAGCUCUUGGGAACCAGGACCAGAAGCUGUGGGGCACUGAGACACUCAUCCCUGCAUCCUCUGCAUCACUUCCUCGCCCAACCAACUACCAGGCAGAAGGGAUCAUCAAACGACUCCAGGACAGCCGUGCAAGUCUUGAGGAGGUUUACCGGCGGCACCAGACAGAGGCGGAUACUAUAAUAGAUGAUCUGGUAGCAUGCAAGUCGACCAUAACCCGCUGCAACCUGGAGCAGCAUCCCUUGACCAGCAUCUUCCAGUUUUAUCAAGAUAUCCGUGGGUAUGUCACUGACUUAAGAGACUGUCUGAAUGAAAAGGUCCCAGAUAUCAGCGCUCUAGAGGAUCAGGUGUAUAUUCUUUACCGCCAGCGAGCACAGAAGGUGGUACAGCGCCGACGACAGGAUGUCAGAGAUCAGAACGAUGAAUUUUCACCGUUUGCAGGAAAAGGUGCUACUGGUGAUGAAUAUCGGACAAGGAGAGCAGCGGAACGGGAAGGUCGCCGCACUCGCAGACGGAGAGAGCGGGAGAAGAAAGGGGAUGUCAAUCAUCACGAUGGGAUGUCAACUGAUGAUGAAGAGUCACAGUCAGAAAUACAACUCAUGCAGUCUGAACUAGAACACAUUGCCUCUGAAGCACGCAAAAUAUUUGAAGAUGUAGAAGAUGACUUCUCUCAGUUAAAACGCAUCAUGGCAAGGUUUGAGGAGUGGCGUAGUAAGGAUGGCCCCACAUACUCAGAUGCUUAUGUGUCCUAUAAUUUACCCAAAAUAUUUGCUCCCUAUAUAAGACUUCAGAUCUUAUUAUGGAAUCCACUAAUGAGAGAUAGUGACGGUAUAGAAGUUGAACGAAUGAAAUGGUUUAACCUUCUCCUUCUCUAUGGUACAAAUGAUAACUCAGAGGACGAUCCUUCGCGUUUGAGGGAAGAUCCUGACCGCAAGCUCAUGUCACAUCUUGUAGAAAAAGUAGUUUUGGUAAAACUAAAAGAAAUUAUUGGGUGUUGGUGGGACCCUUUAUCUCACAUACAAACGGUGAGGCUUGUCAACAUGGUGAGACACUAUGCAGAGGCCUACCCAAGCUUAGGUCCAACUUCUAAAACCUUGAAAGAUCUCACUCACGCCAUCAUCUCUAAGAUCAGAGAUGCAAUAGACAAUGAUAUUUUUAUUCCAAUGUUUCCUAAAAAUGUAUAUGACAAUAAGAACUCGGGAGUGAGCCUGUUCUUUCAGCGACAGUUUUGGGUCGCCUGGAAACUUUUAAGUUCUACGCUAAUGUGGCACAAGGUCUUGAGUGAUUCAGUUAUUCAUGAUCUAGCUGUUCGAUCCCUUCUUAAUUUGUACCUGUUACCAGCACUCAACUUAGCUGCUGAGAUCAAUCCCUCCGAUGCACUUGAUAAGUGUAGAAAUGUAAUCAAUGCACUGCCCCGUGCCUGGGUAAAAAGUGAAGGAACUCAUGUUUUUCUUGGCCGUCUUGAAGAUUUUCUGAUCAAGCUUGCUGAAAAGCUUGAUCCAGCUGCUCAUUCUCCUGCCCUAAAGGAGGUGUGUGACCUCUUGAAAUCCAUUGGUGCACAGACCCAAUCUGACAAGAUAGCCUACAAGUACCUGUAAUCAUUAAGGAAAAAUUUUUAUAUUAGGGACCGGUUUCAGUGUAAUUGUAACUAGUAAAGAUAUUGUUAUUUAUAUCAUUAAUUACAUGUACUGUAUUUUCAUUAUUAUUAUUAUUCAUAUUUUUUAAUAUUAUUAAAUUAUCAUAAAGAUUUAAUAUUCAUCAACUUACUGUGUAUCCAUUCUUCAUUUUCUACUAGUGAAAUUGAUGUAUGAAUUACUGUACAUCUCUAAAUUAUUUUUGUUAUAUUGCAAUUACUGUAUACAUAUGGAUCAUUUGAAGAUGUAUGUACUUGCAUGUGAUUUUAUUGCAUAAAACUCAUAUUUGGUACAAAAUAUCCAAAACUAAUCUUCAUAUACCUUGUACAGUACAAGAAAUUGUAUGUGCUAGUAGUUGGGGCCCUCAGAUUUUUUUUAUUUAUUUAUUUAUUUUAUUUUUGGAUGGGUGCAGCAAAAACAAGAAAAACUAAUGACAUGUCAAAAUUCAGUAGUUCAUCAUCAUCUGUCCAGUAUAAUAUGAAUUCCUGGAAAUAUAUAUUUAAUUUUUGUUUAUCUGUGGAACUAAAACUUAGUAGGUACUUGUAAUUUAACAUAGCAUGUUACAAUGCCAGUUUUUCUUUUUUAAUAAUUUUUCCAGAUUCAGUUUCAACAAAAUGGUCUUUCAUUCUCAUACAAAGUUCAGUAUAUACACACACACACACACAGUGACUCAAGGUAGCUGUGAAUCAGUGCACAUUCUUGGUCUGCUGGAAAUAAGGUAGAAAAUGCCUCAUUUGUUUCCAUUAUAACAUGUGUACUCGUGCGAGUUUUCGUACAAAGUGUCUGUAUUUUGUAGAGCAGUCUUCCCACAUGUAGAGGAGGGUGAGGUACACAGUCUCCCCACAUGUAGAGGAGGGUGAGGUACACAGUCUCCCCACAUGUAGAGGA